Candidula unifasciata is the source of this 1068-nucleotide messenger RNA. Lineage: Eukaryota; Metazoa; Mollusca; Gastropoda; Stylommatophora; Geomitridae. The record is from the annotation of a GenBank genome assembly.
AUGUUUGACCAAAAUCUAACAACAUUCGCCAACAGUGAAAUUCACAAACAUCUUAUGAAAACUUCUACAAGGCAGGUACUGUUAACCGAUGAAGCUCUCUACUAUUUUCUCUUAGUCAACUUCUGGGGUCCGGCCCUAGCAGUGUGCAUUCUUGGAAUAAUUACAAAUAUUCUAAACAUAAUCAUCUUUUCUAAACAGGGCGUCCGUGACACUGUCAACAUAAGCCUACUGGGCUUGGCCACUUCAGACCUGGGUUCCUUGAUUACGUUGUUUUAUACAAAUAUCUCCUUCAUGCCAGCUUUUACGGCUUUGGACCUCCCGUUUGUCGGCAGUGACGUGUCGUAUAUUGUGUCCUGGUGUCAUCUAAUAUUCACCAGAGUCAGCACUUGGAUAACCGCUUACAUCACGUUAGAGAGAUGUCUCUGUGUUACUGCGCCGCUGAGAGUCAAGAAUUUGUUCACUCCCAAGAGGACAGUGCUGUAUCUUAUUGUUGUCUAUGUGUUAAUGCUGGCAUGCGCUUGUCCAAUGUUCUACACUGCUCGACCAGCCAUAAUAUUUGACACAUUAAAAAACAGGACCUUGUUUGGAAUAUCCUUUUUAGAGGAACGCAACAAAAUAGAGACCAUCGGAUUCAUGACAAACAACACAAUCCCAACAUUGGCGUUUAUCACGGUGGCAAUCUGCACAGCAAUUCUGGUCUUAACCUUACGAAAGAAAUCAAAAUGGCGUCGACAAGCUACCACGUCUACUGCCAAAACUGUCGUAGCUGACAGAGACAGUAAGGUUGUCAAAAUGGUGGUACUAAUAUCUACUAUAUUCAUUAUUUGUUACUUCCCCGGAGCAGCUGUUUUUGUUUACAUGUUGUUAGAUUCCGAUUUACGUAUCGAUGGAGUUCAAAGGAAUUUGAUAAUUGCAAUUUUUUCAAUUUUAUUUCAUCUGGAAUCGAUCAACGCCGGUGUUAACAUCUUUAUAUAUUUGAGCAUGAGUUCAAAGUUUAGGGUAACGUUCAUGAGCAUGGUGUGUUUCAACUGUAAUAAAUUAACAGGGCGUAAUAAACACCAUAAAUAA